UUUUUUUUUUUUUACUUUAUGAAACAAACAACAAAUUAUUUGAUAGUCUGAUAACAGACAAGAUUGUAUGACUAUGACACAUCUACCACGUUGUUACCACCCCCGAGGUAUCUGUAGUUCUGUUUCUCACACAGGGAUUCACACUUCAGACCUGCACUCGACUCGUAUGUUGUUUCCAGACCGUCCUUUCAAAUUAAAGGAUCUUGAUUCUUAACCAGAUUCCAGUCCAGCAUCAAAAAAUGAAUUUCUCCUCUUCUACCACCCCCUUCCUCUCCCUCCACCCUCCACCUCCUUCCUCCUCCCCUGGCCUCUCUCAAAUCCUGAGCACUGUCUGCCUGACCUUGGCAUUUAUUCUGGGUUUCCCAGGGAACUUGUUUGUGAUGUGGACAGUGUUGUGUCGUGUGGAUCGGCGCUCCGUCACCUGCCUGCUGGUCUUGAAUCUGGCAACAGCGGACGCCCUGGUUCUGCUCAGCACUCCCUUCUUCAUACGUUCUGCCACCCGGGGCCAAGGAUGGGAGUUUGGGCUGGCCUUCUGCAAGCUGGUUCAUUACCUCUGCAGUGUCAACAUGUACGCAUCUACCUUCCUCAUCACCGCCAUGAGCCUCGACCGUUUCCUGGCCGUGUCCCGUCCCUUCCUGUCACAGCAGCUGCGCACCAAGAGGGCUCUCCUCAAGACUCUGCUGGUCAUCUGGAGCCUGGCAUUCCUCUUCGCGAUUCCCAUGUUCUACCGCCAGGUUUUCUCAAAAGGAGAAUUGUUUUACUGUUUACCGUGCCACAAUGAUCCAAAGCACUUGGUUUUGCAAUACCUGUUGGAGACCAUCGCUGGGUUCCUGAUUCCCUUUUCCAUUAUCCUCUUCUGCUCUUUAUACAUUUUCUGGAAAUUGAGAAGCGUGUUUGAGAACAAAAGCAAACAGAUUAUCCUUCCCAUUGUGGUCGCUUUCUCUGUCUUCUGGAUGCCCUACCACAUUGUGAACCUCAUCCAGGUUUCGGAUGCUUUAGCUGGGGAAGAAUCACUCAACAAGGCCUUCCUGGAUGUGGUGCACACCACCAAAUCCACCCUGACGGCCUUUGCCUUCUUUAGCAACAGCAUCAACCCCAUUCUCUACAUCUUUGCCGGGAGCUCUUACAUCCAAAGCGACGGAAUCAAUUUCAUCGCUGUCAUGUUGGAGAAAACCAAUUCCUAAAUGCUGGGAUCAAGGACUUUUCCCCAAUCAAGCAAAGCAAAUGCAAGACGGACUGAAUCCUUAGGCUUAGGAAAUUCAUCAGAAAAUAAAACUCUUUCCAUGUCAACUUGACGCAAUCCAAUGUCUACCAGUAGAGCUUGGUUGGAAGUUCUACUGAUAGAAACUCAGACCUUGGCUAUAAUAUAUGAAGGGCUUCUUUUUAGCUAUUUUUGAGUUUUAUGUAAAUCGUUUUUUUUUUUUUUUUUACAAUGUUACCUGUAAAAUAAUAAUUUCUGGUAUCAACUCCAACUGGGAUCUCUGCUGGCAGAAUUACAAUGUAUGGAAAGUAUGAACUCAUAUUUUUUGGUGAUACGUUUUUAAUGGGAUUAGUUAAAAAUUAUAUAAAUACAUGUAUGGCAAGUAUUGGGGUGUGUAGAUCAUAUAGUCUUUGUAUUUACAAAUAUAUUGCAAAUGUCGUGGAUAUUUUAAUUUUAACAGAAUUGAAUUAAAUCUUUAAACUAAUUUGUCUAACUUUGCCUAGCGAUAAUGAUCAAUCUAACACCUGAAUGCAUCAGGCACUCAGGAAACAAAAGGCUGAUCAAACCCAUCUCUGCAAUUGAAUUACCCAGUCUAGUGAGAAAAGGAUGGUUUAACACAAGCCUGAAAGAAAGAGAAAAAUGACUUUAAAUUAGCUUAAAGAUUUAGAGAUUGAAGACAAAUGUCACAUUGUAUUGAUUUAAAACCACUACUAAAUCUGAAUUAUUUAGCAAAAGUUAUGCACGUUUUAAAAGAUCAGACAAAAGGGGGAGAGAUCAAUCAAGAUUGCAAGCCCAUUCAGGCACAAACUAGCCAAUCGGAGCAUGUGGCAGGAAAUUCAAACCAUCUCUUUUUUUAAGUAUAGACGCUGACUGUAAACAUUAGCUCCUUGGUUCUCUGAUUGCUCCCUGAUCUCCUGACUGCCCCACAGAUCUCCUGAUCUCCUCUGAUCCCUGCUCGCUCACGUGGAGUCCUCAGCUCUCAGUAUCUAUCUAUCCAUCUAGGUCAGGGGCCCUGACACUCAGAGAAACACAAGGUAGCAGAACGCUGAAUGUGACUGCUUUCCAAGCUAGGUAACAAUACUCUUAAAUAUCUAUUCAGGUAUUGUGCGAUCCCUUGUUGUAAUGUCAGUAAGUACUAAUAUUUCUUUGGUGAAUUGUCAUUUAAAUCCUUAGUUCUCAUUGUAAUGCUUUU
Messenger RNA from Polyodon spathula (Mississippi paddlefish), 2393 nucleotides. Its product is annotated as leukotriene B4 receptor 1-like. The coding region runs from base 240 to 1184 and encodes 314 amino acids. The transcript is spliced from 3 exons. Gene Ontology annotation, cellular component: plasma membrane. Gene Ontology annotation, biological process: positive regulation of cytosolic calcium ion concentration; phospholipase C-activating G protein-coupled receptor signaling pathway; complement receptor mediated signaling pathway. The record is from RefSeq and is a predicted model, not a curated record. Gene Ontology annotation, molecular function: leukotriene receptor activity; complement receptor activity. NCBI's taxonomy places the organism in Eukaryota, Metazoa, Chordata, Actinopteri, Acipenseriformes, Polyodontidae.